Molecule: messenger RNA, 3135 nt
Organism: Trematomus bernacchii (emerald rockcod)
Lineage: Eukaryota; Metazoa; Chordata; Actinopteri; Perciformes; Nototheniidae
Gene: nyap2a
Product: neuronal tyrosine-phosphorylated phosphoinositide-3-kinase adaptor 2a
Exons: 7
Coding region: 308-2299 (663 amino acids)
Biological process (GO): phosphatidylinositol 3-kinase/protein kinase B signal transduction; neuron projection morphogenesis
Source: RefSeq, a predicted model, not a curated record
UGUGUGUGUGCAGCUAAAGGGUGUGUGUGAGUAAGUGUGUGUGUUUGAGUGUGUGUGCCUUGAUUCUUACAGCUGUGAGGGUAUAUGACGAUAGGAGCAGGGAGUAACGGGAGCGACGGCAGGAAGGAAGGAGGCGUUGGAUUCAGAUUCCUGUCGCUGCAAAUCACAGAGAGGACCUCCAUCUUUGUUUCUGUCAGGGAGAGGAGAGGCUGAGGGGAGGAAGAGAAGCAGACACUGAAGGAGACACUGAAGGAGACACUGUAGGAGACAUGGAUGGAGUUUGAGUCCUUGCUGAUUCUCCGGUGUCAUGGCGUCUCAGGAGGCGUCCUCCUUCAGGAGGUUCUUCCAGCUCGUGGAGGACAGCGGGCUCCGGACCUACGAUGGUCUGGUGAUCCAGAACGCCUCGGACAUCGCCAGAGAGAGCGACCGCAUCCGGACCCAGAACACCUGGACCUACCUGCAGGAGAAACACCAGAAGAAGAGACGCCAGGAGGAGGCCAUCAAGAGGAUUGGUGAAGAUGUCGCCAUGGCAACAGAAGGGGCGUACUCUGGGAAACACUUCAGGAUGGGUUUCAUGACGAUGCCGGCUAAACAGGAGCGCCUCCCCCCCCCCAGCCAGGGCUUCACUGUCCGAUCCCAGUCCCUGCACUCGGUGGGCGGGGGGGACGAGGACUCCAAUCCCAACAGGAAACAACCCCCCCCAAAACCCAGGAGAGACCCAAACACCAAACUGAGCGGCAGCUCCGAGGCGGUGAACGGGGGGGCAGGAGCCAGGACUGAAGAUCCGGAGAGCCGAGAGACUCCUGAGCCGGCCGAGGCUCGAUGCCAUCUCUACAACGAGGACUACAAGAAAAUGCCUCCUCCCAAACCCAAGAGGAACCCGAACACUCAGCUCAGCACCUCCUUCGACGACUCUUACAUGGGCAACCUCGGCAACAGGAAGGCUUCGAGUCCGGCAUCGAGAGACGGCGAGGAGCCAGUCUACAUCGAGAUGGUGGGAAACAUCCUUCGUGAGCUGAGCGGUCGGGAGGACGACGAGCAGAGCGAGGCGGUCUAUGAGGAGAUGAAGUACCCGAUGCUGGAGGACUUCCUGCAGGACGCUCACAGUGCCAUCAUGGACUCUGAAGUCUGGGAGACCCGGGGUUGCGACAUCCCUCCCCCAUUCCCCAACCUCCUGACGCAUCGCCCACCGCUGUUGGUCUUCCCCCCCGCCCCUGCUCAGUGCUCGCCAAACUCAGACGAGUCGCCCCUCACCCCUUUGGAUGCCGGCCGGCUGCCCGUCAUGGAUAACGUUUCCUUCAGCAAGUCAGGCGGUGCUGAACAUCCACAGAUCUCCGCCCACCAUCGCAAGGACAAAGACAGAGACCGGGAAAAAGACCGGGACCGGGACCGGGACAGAGACCGGGACCGGGACCGAAACCGGGACCGGGACCUGUCCUCCACCUACACCAUCACCUCCUCCGGACGCUCCUCAGCUCCGCCUCUCCACUCAAACCCCUACAAGUCUUCUGGCUCCACCCACAGUGGUCAUGGUUACCCGCGCAGCCAAUCAGCAUGUCCGUCCCCGGUCAGCAUGGGGCGCUCUCUGACUCCUCUGAGCCUGAAGAGGCCGCCGCCGUACGACGCUCUUAUUGCGGGAGGAAGUAUUCCUCGCUCUUCCUCUUCCUCUUCCUCAUCCUCCCACCGCGGAGGAGGGGAGGGCGGAGCCAGACUCAGUAACUCCUCCUCCACUCACGGAUCAAUGCAGAACGUGUCGAUGAGGUCACAGACUCCCACCAGCCCAUUGGACGAACUCAACCAUCUGUUCACCUCAGGAAGACAUGUGACCAAGAAGGGAGGCAGGAAGAGCCGUGGAAGUGAAGGAGACUCCCGGUCUCUGCCGAGGCACGGAACCAGAGACAGAGAUGGACAGAGCAGUCCGGUUUCAGGCCGGAUGGGGAGGUCGUCUGUCAGUCCGACCAUGAUGCUGUCCGGAGGUUCAGGAGAAUCAAAGUCAGUUUGUAAACUCGGCCGCUCGGCGUCGACUUCAGGAGUUCCUUCAUCUCAACGUCCCGUGCAGGACCCCCCCCACCCGGCCCUCAGACAGAUGCCCUGGUUGUGCGGAGACGCCACCAUGAUGGAGAUGAUCGAGAGGAAGCGAGUUCUGUGUCGGGAGAUUAAAGGCCGUCAGCGCCCGGAGAAGAAUCUUCUGAAACAGGACAGCCUUCCCAUCCUGCCCAGCUGGAGGAGGAAGCCUCCGCCAUACUCCGCCCCCCCCAACACACACACCCCCACCGUGUUCUGGGACACCGCCAUCUGAAGCACAAACACACACACACACAGACUGGUGCAGGUGUUGUCCUGUCCGUCCAAUCAGAGCGCAGGAUGUGAAGGUGUAGCAGAGGUUUCCUUUCUACUCGUUAUUUUUCUAUUUGACACUGAAAAGAUUCAGACGGUUUUAAAGUCUGACCGUCGUGUAGCACAUCGUGUAAAACAAUAUGAGUAUCUGUGUGUGGAUAAGAGUCAAUCAUGUUUUUGUAUUUUAAAAAUCUGUGACGCCCGUCUGUGCGUGGAAGAAAAGUGGUGAGAUUUUAUAUUAAAUACAUUUUAUUAUAAUGAAAAAAUAUUUUAAAUUGAAAGUUGAGAACAUUUUGGCAUGUUGUUGUUCUGGUCUCACCGACUGUCCCAAAACACACACUAACUUCAGAUUCAUUUCAGAUUCAUUUCAGAUUAACUCGACAUUAACUCCAAAUGUUCUCCAGAUCUACUUCAGAUUAACUUAAUUUUAACUCCAGAUUAACUCCAUAUUUACAGAAGGUACUGAAGGUCACUUGAAGUUUUACUGAAGGUCACCUGAAGGUACUGAAGGUCAUCUGAGUUACUAAAGGUCACCUGAAGGUUCACUGAAGGUCAUCUGAAGGUCAUCUGAAGGUUUACUGAAGUUCAUGUGACAGUGUGUGUUUUCGGGCCGGUGAAGGAAUAUCUGUUUUCUGAAAGAAAAUGUUUACUAAUCUUUGUGAUGGAUGUGAACGAGCUGAUUCAUUAGCAUGUCAAAUCAAUGGUAAGACUGAAGCAAAGCAUUCUGGGAUACGAUGAUGAAACCUGUAAAUCAGUUUUAAGCCAUCGGGAGAUUAAAUGUUUAAAUAUGCACUAAAA